CUACCUUUCUCUCCAUACCGUGCACCCCCAACACCCUCGCUUGUCCCCUGCCGAAACUGAAAAUGAUCAUUAAUUCGACACUUAAGGUCACGAUCAUAAUCCAACUAGUUCAAUUUAGGUGUAAAUGAGUGAAAUUGCAGCAGUCAUGGUAAUCGGCUGUUUCUUUUUUCAUCUAUUCUAUUUUUGCUUAAUCAUUCGCUUUUUGUGGAGUGUGGAGCACAAGCGGAAGCGAUUUUUCUCGGUUGACGACCUCAUGACUUGUUUGGUAAAUGAUCUAGUUUGCACAAAUGGUGCUAUCUGAUGAAUUCAAUGUUGCAGGCUUGUGGGAACGUCUUGUUGGGUAGAGGGUAUCAACAUCUGGAGUCGCUAAACACCAAUUACAUUCACUAACAUCCAUUUCAUUUGCAUUUGCCACAAACUAGCUUAUGAUGGUGUCUGUUCAUGGCAUUACGGUGCAAUUACCGUGCUCAUUGUGUCAAUGGUGUCUGCGUCACAGAUCCCUAGCUGUAGCUAUUCAUUGUCCCCCUGGCCCACUGAAGUUCAGUCUGUGUGAACCCGUCAUGUGGUCUUCGUUUGAGGGUGGGUUGCAUCACUGGUGGCUCGGUGCUCGGUUAGAAAUGUUCGCUUUUCAGUAGAGCUCAGACGGCGAAUUUUGCCGCCCUGUGUUCGCUGUAUAGGCGAGGACAAAGGAGAACAGUAGCGCUGUCUGGCUCGUAUAGCCGGUCGAGCUGCGUUUUGUGCUGGUCUGAGUGAUUUAUUAGCUUCAUUACGGUGCGCGCACUCGAGUCGCUAUCGGCUCUAACUGCCCCUAAUGGCGUCUGGUCGGCGAUGGCAGCUGGCUGCAUCCUGGAGCGGCGGGCAGUGUGUCACCUGUGGGCGUGGGGGCCGGACGAUGGGCGUGCCACCGAGACCCAGCAGCGCCGUCUCCAAGUGGUGUGCCCAGGAGGUGGACCUGGGCUGUCCGGACGCGCCGGCGCCCGUCCGCCGACCGGCCACCACCAUAGUGAUCCGCAGCGGCCGGCUGGGCGAGCGCAGCCCGGCGGGCGCGGCGCGCACGGCCGUCUCGGUGGAGCGCCGCUGUGGGUCGGGCCGGCCGGCCGGCGCCGGGCCGCGGCCGCCGCUCUGGCGCCGGCUGCUGUCGCGGCGCGGCCUCCACCUGCAGCUGCAGCUGGUCUGGCUGCUGGUGGCGCUGCUCUGCGUGGCCGUCCUCAUCGCCCAGAUCGUGGACCGCAUCCAGACGCUCGGAAACCCGCCGAUCGGCACCGAGAGCCGGCGCGUCUACAACACCAGCAUGUACUACCCGGCCGUCACCAUCUGCCACAUGGAGGGCUUCAAGCGCUCCGUGGUGAGCCGCUACAACCAGAGCUGGGACCGCAACUCGCGCGCGUUCCAGGCGCGCUGGUCGCGCUUCCCGUGGCAGUCGGCCACGCUGGAGCAGCUGUGGACAGAGGCCAGCUACUCGCCCCAGGAGACCAUCAUGACCUGCCAGCUGGGCGACGGCCGCAACGACGGCGUGUGCCCCGUCUGGGCCGGCCUGGCCGACGGGCUGCGCUCGUUCGAGCUGAGCUGGCAGCUGCAGCCGCUGUCGGGCGGCUGCACCACACUGCGGCCGCGCGCCGACCUCCACCCGCGGCCCGGCAUCGAGACCGGCAUCCAGCUGUACCUGCGCAGCGACCCGGACGAGUACGUCAGUCCCGGCAUGGGUGUCGGCUGGACGGUGACCGUGCACGACCCCAAGUACAACUGGUCGGACCUGGCGCUCGGCUGGUACGACUCUCUGAGCGUGCUCACCGGUGACCGGGUGCAGGCCAAGCUGGAGGGCAGCUUCCACUCGUCGGUGCAGCGCCAGGACGCCUCCUGCGCCGACGUCAAGGACUACAACGUCGCCUCGUGCCACUACAACUGCAUCGCCGACCGGCUGGAGGCCAAGUACGGCUGCCGGCCGCCGUGGAUCGCCGGCGCCCAGCCGCUCUGCAACGACUCGGCCAGCUUCGAGCCGCUGCUGAGCAGCGUGGUGCGCCGCGAGGACUCGCUCUACAGCGAGUGUCUGGCGCGCUGCAUCCGACCGUGCGACAACAACUUCUACAGCCUGUACGUGAUGUCGGUGAGCGGCGCGGCCGAGCUGCUGGCCAACAACAUCAGCCAGGUGCAGAUCUACUACCCGACCGGCCUGACGGCGCGCGCCGCCCAGUACCGCGCCUACAGCGGCAUCCAGUUCCUGGCCGACGUCGGCGGCCUGCUGGGACUGCUGCUCGGCGUCUCCGUCCUCUCCACCGCCCAGGUCAUCAAGGACGGCUGCCUGUGGGCGGCGCGCCGCUACUGGCGGCUCGAGGAGGAGGACGACCAGUGGGACGAGGAGGCGCACGAGCUGGUGGCCGCCGCCAGCUGCGGCAUCGCCGGACAGACCGCCAAACGCUAGGGAGCAGCGGGCGAGGCGGACGGCCCUUCUAAUGCCAGGAAGUGGCGGGCGAGAGGACAUCUGUCCCCCCAUGUUAGGGAAAGACGUGCAUCGUGAUGCUAGAAUUUAACUGAAUUGGCGCAGUGACGAAUCUACUACGUGUUUACUACAAUUAACGUGUUUGUCGAAGUUAACAACUAGGAUGCAUUCAAUAUCCGUUACCCACUUACAAUAAGGAACAUUUAUUUGUUCUUUUAGUAAAGCAGAUGAGUGGCAUUUGUUAAUUCAGUUAACUUAUCCGUAAAGUUUGCGCCUCACUGGAUUUCUUGUUUCAUACUUACUUCAUGCAAAUAGCUGAGUAGUUCACAAAGAUGCAUAAUUCUUAGGUAUUUAGGCGAUGCAUUCAAUAAACUGGCUACGACUACGAGUAUACUUUAGAAAAGAAAUGCUUCACAAUAUGGACGUCGGACGAACGCCGAUUCAUGACUGAAGUGUUCUCGAUUUCGUGUGUUCCAUCGGGUAAGGCGGCUUAAAUUAGGUAUAUAGCGGCAUGGAUGCCAUGCAUGGCCCUGGUUAUGGUUAACUUAAAAUAUGGCCCAUAGAUGUCGCUCGUUGAGAACGCCUGAAGUU
Messenger RNA from Amphibalanus amphitrite, 3028 nucleotides. Its product is annotated as acid-sensing ion channel 3-like. Gene Ontology annotation, molecular function: ligand-gated sodium channel activity. The transcript has a single exon. The record is from RefSeq and is a predicted model, not a curated record. Gene Ontology annotation, biological process: sodium ion transmembrane transport. The coding region runs from base 812 to 2419 and encodes 535 amino acids. Lineage: Eukaryota; Metazoa; Arthropoda; Thecostraca; Balanomorpha; Balanidae. Gene Ontology annotation, cellular component: membrane.